UGGUGUCUGUUGAACGGGUUGUGGAAGUCGUGCUGCCUUGGGUAGGGGUUUAAAGUCGUUCUUGAGAGAAACGUCUCUGUCCGAAGAGAAAAUGAGUUUAACUCUGAGAAGUGAGCUUGUAGUAGACAAAACAAAGAGGAAAAAAAGAAGAGAACUCUCUGAGGAGCAGAAACAAGAAAUUAAAGAUGCUUUUGAACUAUUUGACACAGACAAAGAUGAAGCAAUAGAUUAUCAUGAAUUAAAGGUGGCAAUGAGAGCCUUGGGGUUUGAUGUAAAAAAAGCUGAUGUACUGAAGAUUCUUAAAGAUUAUGACAGAGAAGCCACAGGGAAAAUCACCUUUGAAGAUUUUAAUGAAGUUGUGACAGACUGGAUAUUGGAAAGAGAUCCACAUGAAGAAAUAUUGAAGGCAUUUAAACUGUUUGAUGAUGAUGAUUCAGGUAAAAUAAGCUUGAGAAAUUUGCGACGUGUUGCCAGAGAAUUGGGUGAAAACAUGAGUGAUGAAGAACUUCGGGCUAUGAUAGAAGAAUUUGAUAAAGAUGGUGAUGGAGAAAUAAAUCAAGAGGAGUUCAUUGCUAUUAUGACUGGUGACAUUUAAAGAAUUACAAGGAUAAACACUAAGAAUGUUGCAGUUAUCAUCUUAUAUUCUAUUUUUGUGCCUGGAGCCAUGUUAAAAAAAACCAACGUACUUCUUUUUUCCAAAAGGACCAAAAAUAAGCAUCUUAUGUAUUCAUAUUUUACUACUGUUAAGUUUCUUUGUAUGAACCAUAUUCUA
Messenger RNA from Diceros bicornis minor, 772 nucleotides. RefSeq names its product centrin 3 (gene CETN3). Bases 92 to 595 code for a protein of 167 amino acids. Lineage: Eukaryota; Metazoa; Chordata; Mammalia; Perissodactyla; Rhinocerotidae. Gene Ontology annotation, biological process: spindle pole body duplication. The transcript has 5 exons. Gene Ontology annotation, molecular function: calcium ion binding; microtubule binding. Gene Ontology annotation, cellular component: microtubule organizing center. The record is from RefSeq and is a predicted model, not a curated record.